Messenger RNA from Colletotrichum gloeosporioides, 1635 nucleotides. Its product is annotated as High-affinity glucose transporter. Gene Ontology annotation, molecular function: carbohydrate:proton symporter activity. The transcript has 9 exons. The coding region runs from base 1 to 1635 and encodes 544 amino acids. Lineage: Eukaryota; Fungi; Ascomycota; Sordariomycetes; Glomerellales; Glomerellaceae. Gene Ontology annotation, cellular component: membrane. Gene Ontology annotation, biological process: transmembrane transport; carbohydrate transport. The record is from RefSeq and is a predicted model, not a curated record.
AUGGGACCGUUUUCCAAGAUCAAGGCUACCAAGCCCAACAAAGAGGCCACAGUUCAUGCCCAAGACGAGGCCCCUCAAUUCGAACAUGUCACAUGGUAUCGCGAUCCUGGGUUGAGGGCUCUGUAUUGGCAUGCCUUCAUCCUUUGCAUUGCGUCCGCUAGUACGGGAUACGAUGGAAUGUUCUUCAACUCCGUGCAGAAUUUCGAGUCAUGGAAGGAGUACUUUGACAGCCCCAGUGACCAUCUCCUCGGGCUUCUAGCUGCUUUGUACCAAAUUGGCAGUCUCGCUUCCAUUCCUAUCGUCCCCUACUUUACCGAUCACUGGGGCCGGCGACUGCCCAUCGUAAUUGGUGGUGUCAUCACGAUUGCAGGUGCUGCACUUCAGGCCUUCUGCCAGAAUAUGGGAGGCUUUAUGGGUGGACGUGUGCUUCUUGGCUUCGGAAACUCGUUCUCCCAGAUGGCGUCACCCAUGCUUCUUACUGAGAUCGCCCACCCUCAGCAUCGAGCAAGGCUAACAACCGUUUACAACUGUCUUUGGAAUGUUGGAGCUUUGCUUGUUGCCUGGACGUCGUUCGGCACCAACUUCUUGAAUAACCAGUGGUCGUGGAGAAUCCCGGCAUUGUUGCAAGCUCUGCCAUCUGUAGUGCAAGUUGUCGGCAUUUGGUGGGUCCCAGAGUCACCUCGCUACCUUAUCGCCAACGACAAGCUAGACGAUGCAAUGGCAAUUUUGGCCAAAUACCACGCGAAUGGCAACGUUGACCAUCCGACGGUAAAGUUCGAGUACCGCGAAAUCACAGAGACUAUCAAGAUGGAGCAGGCCGCCAAGAAUCACAGUAGCUACCUCGACUUCUUCCGCACGCCGGGCAACAGAUACCGAUUCAUGAUUCUCAUCUCUCUUGGCAUAUUUUCUCAGUGGUCGGGAAACGCGAUCAUCAGCAAUUAUACUAACAUAUUGUAUGACAACGCUGGAAUUACUGGCUCAACCGAAAAGCUCGGUCUGUCGGGUGGAUCAUCUAUGGUAUCGCUGAUUGUAUCCAUUUCCUUCGCCCUCUUGGUUGACAGGUUCGGUCGUCGCCCAAUUUUCUUGCUCUCCACCGGCGGCAUGUUUGGCACCUUCAUCUUCUGGACCUUGACCUGUGCGCUAUACGAAGAAUACAGCUCACCGGGAGCCAACCACGCCAUGAUCUUCUUCAUAUGGGUCUUCAAUGUCGCAUACGCCAUCGCGUGGUCCGGGCUCUUGAUCAGCUAUGCCGUCGAAAUCCUGCCCUACACUCUGCGAGCGAAGGGACUAAUGAUCUUGAACAUCGCAAUUCAGUCGGCUUUGACACUCAACAACUAUGCCAACCCAGUAGCACUGAACUAUUUCGAAGGAGAGACUUGGAAGCUCUAUCUCAUCUACACUUGCUGGAUUUUCCUCGAACUCUGCUUUGUCUUCUUCAAGUAUGUGGAGACAAAGGGGCCGACACUGGAAGAGCUCGCGAAGGUUAUCGACGGAUCAAAUGCACAAGUUGCUCAGCUUGACAUCCAGCAGAUCGAAAAGGAGGCUCGUAUCCACAAUGGCCGCGACAGCGAGCACGCGGAUGGCGCACCUCAGCUGGCAGAUUCAGUGGAUGAUAAAGGAGUCCAGCGAAACUGA